Molecule: messenger RNA, 378 nt
Organism: Blepharisma stoltei
Lineage: Eukaryota; Ciliophora; Heterotrichea; Heterotrichida; Blepharismidae
Source: the annotation of a GenBank genome assembly
AUGAGACGCCAGAAGAGGUUCGGAUGCAGGUCCGGGAACACUAUAAAAAAAUGCCCUACAUGCUCCUUUACUGUCUACUCUAUUAUCAGUGGAGAGAGCAAUUUUGCAUCUGGAUGUGUCCCAAGCGAUUCGGAAGAAAUUAAGAUCAAGAAAAAUGACAAUUAUGCUAGGAGAAAGUAUCAAGCUCACAAUCUCAGAAGUAAAAAUCAAUUUGGUUAUUGCAAUCAUUCCCAUAAACAAUAUAAUAAGGUUGAAGACAAAAUGCGCAGAUCAUAUUGGGACAAUAAAGAUAUCAGAAUUGAUAUUAAGGAAACAGACAAAAAUAUAAAGCUAUUUAAGCUUCAAAAGUUUGAGCAUCCUUUAGAGCUUGUGUCUUAG